ACGUCAUUAUGUGCGUCGCAGGGAACACCAGGAAGUAAAUAAGCUGGCUACUUGUCUAGCUCAAGGCUAGCGAGUAGAAAUGAGUCUUUAUUUAAAAAUAUAUAUAAUAUAAUAUAUAAUUAUAUAAUUUUAAACGGGUUGAGACGGAACUGAUAGUGGACUUCAUCAAUGGGGCAGCGAAAACGAGUGGCAGCUGUGAGUCGUCUUUCACAUCAGAGAGUCUCUGGAGCUCCUUCUGAUGCUGUCAGGGUCUCUAAUAGGAAACACAACAUCUGCAUGGUGUCUGACUUCUUCUAUCCAAACAUGGGAGGAGUAGAAAGUCACAUUUACCAGCUCUCGCAGUGCCUGAUUGAAAAGGGACACAAAGUGGUCAUUGUCACCCAUUCCUAUGGCACUAGAAAGGGGGUCAGGUACUUGACCAAUGGCCUGAAGGUCUACUACCUCCCCCUUCAGGUGAUGUACAAUCAAUCCACAGCCACCACUUGCUUUCACAGUCUCCCACUUCUGCGCUGUGUGUUUGUCAGAGAAUGCAUCACUGUGGUGCAUGCACAUAGCUCAUUCUCUGCAAUGGCGCAUGACGCCCUGUUCCACGCAAAGACAAUGGGCCUUAACACGGUGUUUACUGAUCACUCACUCUUUGGCUUUGCUGAUAUCAGCUCUGUGCUGACCAACAAGCUUCUGACUGUGUCACUGUGUGAUACAAACCAUAUUGUGUGUGUUUCAUACACCAGUAAAGAGAACACAGUGCUCCGUGCAACGCUCAACCCAGAGAUAGUUUCUGUUAUUCCAAACGCAGUUGAUCCUACAGACUUCACCCCUGAUCCAUCCAAGCGCCAUGAUGACAACAGAAUCACUAUUGUCGUCAUUAGUCGUCUUGUCUAUCGUAAAGGAAUUGACCUUCUUGGUGGAAUAAUCCCAGAGCUCUGUCUUAAACAUCCAGAUCUGCAUUUCCUGAUCGGCGGUGAGGGUCCAAAAAGAAUUGUUUUAGAGGAAGUGAGAGAGAAAUACCAGCUACAUGACAGGGUGCGUCUGCUUGGAGCUUUGGAGCAUAAAGACGUCAGGGAUGUUCUGGUUCAGGGUCAUAUCUUCCUCAACACAUCGCUGACUGAAGCGUUCUGCAUGGCCAUUGUAGAGGGCGCCAGCUGUGGACUCCAGGUGGUAAGCACUCGUGUUGGAGGAAUUCCUGAGGUCUUGCCUGAGGAUCUGAUCACCCUGUGUGACCCCACUGUACGGUCGUUGUGUGCUGGUUUGGAAUCCGUCAUCGCCCUGCAGCGAUCAGGCUCUGUGCCCUCCCCGGCUUCCAUCCAUGCACGUGUACAGAACCUCUAUACCUGGAGAAAUGUUGCAGAAAGAACUGAAAAAGUGUACGACCGAGUGGUGGGGGAGGAGGUGCUCCCGCUGGACAGGCGCUUACGGAGGCUGAGGUCUCACUGUGGCCCGGUGGCCGGUUCCAUCUUUGCAUUCGUGGCUGUUAUUGACUUCCUCUUCCUGCUGCUGCUGCAGUGGUUGGCGCCCGACCGGGUCAUGGACACGGCUGUAGACGCCUGUGGCCCUCACGGACUGUGGAGGCCGGAAACAAGUAACGAUGAGCCUGACUCUAAGCAUGCAGGGAAACGGCGGCCACUGAAAACAACAUGACGAUGAGCGCUCCGCCGUCUCGCACAUAACUGUUUACACUGUUUCAUGCUUUUCUGUGGGGCAACUAUUAAGCAUUUGCUACUGACUGCACUCAUGGUAACCCCAAAUAUUGUUUACAUUUACCAGAGCUUGUAAGACCAUUUUAUACCAGAGACUUAAUAACUGUCAUUCAUUACACUGCACUAAAAAGAAAAAUGAAAUCAAAAUCAUUAAUUUAAAAGGUGUGUAUCAUUUGUAUUUGUAAUUUUUGGUAUUGCAUUAUCCAUAUAUUGCAUAAUUUUGUCAAAGUCACUCCCAGAUAAUGGGAAAAUAAACUGUCUUUCCCACGCUUUC
This is a messenger RNA of Betta splendens (Siamese fighting fish), 1971 nucleotides long. It is a transcript of the gene piga, whose product is annotated as phosphatidylinositol glycan anchor biosynthesis, class A. The coding region runs from base 169 to 1638 and encodes 489 amino acids. Gene Ontology annotation, biological process: GPI anchor biosynthetic process. The transcript is spliced from 7 exons. Gene Ontology annotation, molecular function: phosphatidylinositol N-acetylglucosaminyltransferase activity. Lineage: Eukaryota; Metazoa; Chordata; Actinopteri; Anabantiformes; Osphronemidae. The record is from RefSeq and is a predicted model, not a curated record. Gene Ontology annotation, cellular component: glycosylphosphatidylinositol-N-acetylglucosaminyltransferase (GPI-GnT) complex.